CCAGAGCGCAUCGACGUUGCGCAGUGAACUUUAAAAAUUGGGUUUGUAGCUGUUUGCAACCACUGUUGGUCCAUGUUAUGCUGCCUCGUUGUACAUGUCGGGCCAGAAGCAGCAGCGAGGCGACUGCACCUUAUCUUCGUUUGCAUCGCAUCGCAUCCUCUCUCAUCCCCGCUUCGUCCUUGACCCUUUGCAUUCGACCCUACUGCGGCCAUAAUUAGUUUCUACAUCGCGAAAAUACGAGGACAUUCCAAUGGCCACCGACGAGCCACCGACGACCAGCACCACGCCCGCCACGCCGACCGAUGCACCCUUUCCUUUCGACAGUCCGCACGCCGACGUGAUUUUACAAUCCUGUGAUGGGGUGAACUUCCGUGUGCGCAAAGCCAUCUUGGCUGAGGCGUCUCCCGUCUUCGAUAGCAUGUUCACCUUGCCGUCGGGGCAGUCCGCGGAAGCAAACGACAAUAACUCGCAGGAUCUACCGAUAGUCCCAGUGACGGAAGACAGCACUGCAUUGACGGGCUUGUUGCAUCUCUGUUACCCGGCCGAUCGACGACUUCGGAGAGGACUUUCGAUGAACUUUGCACCUUAUUGGAGGCGGCUAGGAAGUAUGCGAUGGACCGGACGGAACGCUAUAUCAUGCAGAAGCUGCGGGGUCUUGUCGAAAAUCACCUCUGCCAGUGCGCGUGUACUGCAUCGCCAUACGUUACAGAAUGGACGAAGACCUGAUCCGCGCCGCUGCAAGGAGCUUCCUUGACGAGUCCAUUCACAUCGCCACACGCACAUCGACUCUGCGGCCGAACUCUAUCACAUUCGUGCUUCCGCUUACAUCCGCCUCUUGGACUACCGUCGACGCUGUGCUGAUGCCGUUCAGUCCGUCGUCAGUCGU
This is a messenger RNA of Fomitopsis serialis, 886 nucleotides long. RefSeq lists its product as uncharacterized. The coding region runs from base 251 to 754 and encodes 167 amino acids. The record is from RefSeq and is a predicted model, not a curated record. Gene Ontology annotation, molecular function: protein binding. The transcript is spliced from 2 exons. Lineage: Eukaryota; Fungi; Basidiomycota; Agaricomycetes; Polyporales; Fomitopsidaceae.